Molecule: messenger RNA, 189 nt
Organism: Aspergillus niger
Lineage: Eukaryota; Fungi; Ascomycota; Eurotiomycetes; Eurotiales; Aspergillaceae
Exons: 2
Coding region: 1-189 (62 amino acids)
Source: RefSeq, a predicted model, not a curated record
AUGUGUCCUCGCCAUGCCCUAACUGAAUCACGUAGAUGUGUCCAAGCUAUGAAAGCAUCAGACGGUAUGAGUUGGGCAAAGGCCAGAGUUCUGAAGCGCGAAGCACCCGUGCUACGUCCCAAGCAAGUAAAUAUGAUGAAGAACGGAGAACACGGCUUUGAUGUUAAGAUGAGCUUAGAAUUGAAGUAG